Messenger RNA from Zingiber officinale, 1939 nucleotides. Its product is annotated as pentatricopeptide repeat-containing protein At5g46100-like. Lineage: Eukaryota; Viridiplantae; Streptophyta; Magnoliopsida; Zingiberales; Zingiberaceae. Bases 28 to 1488 code for a protein of 486 amino acids. Gene Ontology annotation, molecular function: protein binding. The transcript has a single exon. The record is from RefSeq and is a predicted model, not a curated record.
UCCAAGUCUCGGCUACCAUUUGCAGCGAUGGCGCGGCGGCGCGCAUCGGCCGUCCGAUGGACCAAAGAGAUCACCAACUCGCAGGUCAUCCGUCUGAUCCAAGCCGAGCCCGACCCCCGCAAAGCCCUCCUCGUCUUCGACUCCGCCACCGCCGAGUACCCCUCCGGCUUCCGCCACGACGCCGCCACCUUCGCCCUCCUCUCCACCCGCCUCGCCGCCGCAGGCCUCCUCCCCGACGCCUUCUCCCUCCUCUCCCGCAUCCCCUCCGAGCUCGGCCACGCCCCGCCCGAGCCUGCUUUCGCCGCGCUCCUGCGCGCCCACGGCCGAUACCGCCGCCCCCUCGACGCCCUCCGCCUCUUCAGCAACGCACCUCGCCUCCUCCUCCUCCGUCCCUCCAGCCGCUCCUACACCGCACUCCUCAGCGUCCUCGUCGCCCACAACCGCCUCGACCUCGCCCGCCGCGUCUUUGCGCGCAUGAAGGCCGAAGGCGUCCCGCCCUCCGUCGCUUCCUACAACGUCCUCCUCAAGGCCCACUGCACCGACCCCGGGAGCGGCGCCGACGUCGACGCCGCCCUCCGAGUCUUCCGCAAAAUGCCGGAUCGCGGCUGCCCGCCGGAUACUUGCAGCUACAACACUCUCAUCGACGGCCUAUGCAAGAAAGGGAGGAUCGACGAGGCCAAAGAGCUCUUCCAAGAGAUGAUUCGCAAUGAAUCCCCCCCUAAUGUGGUUACCUACACUACCUUGAUCCACGGUCUAUGCCGCUCUGGCUUGUUGGCCGAUGCACUGGAGGUGUUCGACGAAAUGACCAACAGAGGGGUACAGCCUAAUGUAUUCACAUACACCUCAUUGGUGGAUGGUCUCUGCAAAGGAGGGCAGUCGACUACAGCAUUGGCAUUACUCGAUCGUAUGACGAAGGAAAGCUGCCCGCCAAAUGCCAUCACCUACACUGCCCUGGUUACCGGCCUGUGCAAAGAAGGGAGGCUUCAGCAGGCAUUGGAGAUUCUGGAUAGGAUGCGGUUGCAUGGUCGAAAGCCGGAUGCCGGAUUGUGCAGCAAACUCAUAGAUGGGCUGUGCAACUCCGGCCGCGCUCAAGAAGCUGCAAACUACCUCGACGAGAUGGUUCUCAGUGGGAUCGCGCCGAACCGUGUGACAUGGAGCCUCCAUGUGAGGAUUCACAAUGCAGUGGUCGUGGGACUGUGUCUUGCGGGUGACUCAAGUAGGGCGCUCCAGGUGCACCGGAGCAUGAGGAGCAGAGGCAUCUCCACUGAGCCAGAGACGUUUAACCAGCUUGUCAUUUGCUCCUGCAAGAGAGAACAUGUUCACAAGGCGGCAUCGGUUGUCGGCGAGAUGUUGCUUGAGGGCUGCAUCCCUAGCAGGGAGGCAUGGGGUGCUAUAGUUGGUGGUUAUUGGAAAAUAAGAGAGCUCGCGGAAGCAGCUCAGCAUGUUCUUGAUGAGCUCCUGGAGUAUGCCUCCCAUGAGCAUCCAUGAAGUAAUUUAAUUUUGCACUUAUUAUUCUUCUGAAAAAGGGUGAAAAAGUUGGGAGUUGGCAAAAUUUUUGGUAGGACCGACUGAUCAUGAUUUGCAUUCUGUGUUUUUUAUGAUAAUAUGGUGAUCUACAUUCACUUAAUGUUUAAUUUCAAAGUGUUGAAGAGAAUGCUCUCCAGAACAAUCCUCUGACUGGUAUGUCAAGAUCUUGUUUCCUACUCUCCAGAACAAUUUAGAGGUUGCCUCUUCCUUACAUUAGGUGGCCUUGUUUGAACUCCACCUUCCUGUUUUUAAUAGAGAGAUUUCUGGCUUGGCACCAGACAGAACUAAUAAGUGGCAACAACAUAAAGGAAAGGGGUCAGUGUAGUUGUUUGGCCCACCCGCUGCGCCUUUAGGUUCCAUGAAAAAGGGUAACGUCAAUGAAAUGGUCUACAAUCAUUGGCAACUGGUUUUU